GGGGAUGAGGAAGGGUGGGGGGUGCUGAGCCUAGUACUCUUCCAGCACUGCUGGCCACUUCUGUGUGCCAUAUGGCAGUUCUCUCUGGCGAUGUCCGUGUACGGAGGCCUGGCCUGAGUGAGCGACUUUCUCCGAACAAAAGUCGCCUCUCCCAGAAGUGGCCCUUCUGCUUCUCUGUGCUGCUACGCCAACUCUUUCAUUGGGCGUCGAGCGCGCGUGGCCUGGAGAUGCCUGCCGCGUUUCCGGCAGUUGUUAAAGAAGAAGAGCCGGAGGCAGUGCUGAGCUGGAGAUGCAGCAACUCCCUGGCUCCCUCCUUGGGAUCACACUUUGCUGGGAUAUAGUUGUGUAAACUACGGGCUGCCACCACGGAGAGACCACAGGAACCCCCCUUGGGCCCUCCAUGUCCCUUUGACGGGGCCUUUUGGACUCGAAGACCCCCACACGCACCCCAACAGGGGUGCUUUGCUUGUAUCUCCAAGACGCCUCCUGUACAGCAAGGAUCGCCUGUCCUGUCUCCCUCUUCUGCUGUUUGCCUCAUGGAGAACAAGAGCUGCAAAGGGGAUAGCCUGCGGCCACCAGUCCAAUGCAAACACUCCGUAGAAAAGAAGACGAUGACUAAUCCCACCACGGUGAUUGAAAUCUACCCAGACACCACUGAAGUGAACGAUUAUUAUCUCUGGUCCAUCUUCAACUUUGUAUACCUCAAUUUCUGCUGUCUGGGUUUCAUUGCCUUGGCGUAUUCUUUGAAAGUUCGGGAUAAGAAGCUUCUCAAUGACCUGAAUGGUGCUGUCGAAGAUGCCAAGACGGCCCGUCUUUUUAACAUCACCAGCUCGGCACUAGCCACCUUCUGCAUCAUCCUGGUCUUCAUCUUCCUACGAUAUCCGCUCACCGACUACUAGAAAGUGGCCAGCAGUUGCUGCCCAAAUUCCUCCGUGCCAGAAGCUGCCACUGAGUUUCUUCUAGAAGGGACGCAAACUAACAAAUCCCCACCACAACUCCCUCCCAAUGGCAAAAGCCACCCCAAUCAAAUCAGAGAGGCAAUCAGGACUCCUCCCACACUCUCCCAUGGCCUGACUGGUAUGCGAACUUCUGUAGCAGAGAGUUUUACUUUUACAUUUUGUAUACAAAAUAUUUAUUUUCAUGAUAAAGAAAUAGGGUUUGAUGGUGAGAUUGAAAUUCGGCACAGAUUAACCAAAGGGCUUGGUGAACUACAGUGGAGGAGAAAUUGAGAUGAUACAGGGUCAUCGGUGAUCCCAAGAUGAAGGUUAUGUGACCGGCCUGAGUGCGAAACUGAGAGGAUGUGGCUUAUGGCCCUAUUGGGCAAGAUUAACUGCAGACCACUUUCUGGAUCUACCAAGAAGCCUGUACACAGUUUCAGAGCUCAAGAGAGGGAAUGGAGAAAAGAUUGCUUGCUGCUAAGAGAUAGGCAUGGCCUUUGCAGAACCUUAUCAGUUGCAGUCAGAUGGCUUUCAAGUUCUUUCCUUCUCCCUGCCCCACUCUGAGUCCCCAACACCCACAAACACACAUCUUUGCAGUAUACAUUUUACCUGUUUUCAAAUUUAUUUGAUUGAAGCCCAUAACUGCUUGCAAAAAUGUUAAAAAAAAACCCACCAGGAAAUUUGGAUUCUAGACUGUUUACACUAGCCUUGUCUAGUGAACCCUGACGCCUUCCAGGGUAAAUCCCAGAAAAGUUUUAAUGGUCUUCUUUGGAACCUCAUGGAAACACUGAGAAUGUAGACAACUUACAAAAAAUUUACAUAGAUCCUGUAUCUCUGUCAACUUUAAAUAAAAAUACCUCUAACCAUCA
Hemicordylus capensis (graceful crag lizard) is the source of this 1807-nucleotide messenger RNA. RefSeq names its product interferon induced transmembrane protein 10 (gene IFITM10). Gene Ontology annotation, cellular component: plasma membrane. The transcript is spliced from 4 exons. NCBI's taxonomy places the organism in Eukaryota, Metazoa, Chordata, Lepidosauria, Squamata, Cordylidae. The record is from RefSeq and is a predicted model, not a curated record. Bases 537 to 899 code for a protein of 120 amino acids.